Messenger RNA from Ceratina calcarata, 18296 nucleotides. Its product is annotated as mucin-17. The transcript has 22 exons. The coding region runs from base 418 to 18261 and encodes 5947 amino acids. NCBI's taxonomy places the organism in Eukaryota, Metazoa, Arthropoda, Insecta, Hymenoptera, Apidae. Gene Ontology annotation, molecular function: calcium ion binding. The record is from RefSeq and is a predicted model, not a curated record.
UCGACGGGACACAGACAAAGUUACGCACCUCGGAGAAAGGUCAAUCGGUCGGCUGCUCCGCUCGUCGAGUGCCGGAGCUCUCGUUUAAACCGUGUCUGGUGACUAGCUGGAAAUUCGUCUGCCUCAACGUGGAUAAGAGACUGUGACAACGCGACGAAAGACUCCGUCGUUUUAACCCUUUCUUCUACAUCCGAAUCGUUCACCGUUUUUCUUUUUUCUUUUUUAUUUUUGUUUCACACUUUUUCUCGUGUCGGUUCCUCUUUUGUAAAUUGUAUAUUGUGACACGGUGUGGAAAAGGAUUUUGGUGCCGAUGUAACGGGGCAACGUUCGGACCGUUUCGUUACAUGAUAGUGCACCGUAUUCUUCUGGUAAUUUCGUGAAGAGAGCGGGUUCUCCGUGGCCAGCGGGGAAGAACAGAUGGGCAAAGACAUGUGGAGGCUCUGGUUCACGAAGCUACUGCUGCUGACGGUCCUCUUGCUCCUCGCCGUCGUGCAAACGAGAUCGCAGGGUGAUGAGACAGAAAUCAGGGCACCGAGAGCAGAAAGGGACCUGCAAGGCGUGACCACGGUGCUCCUAGUCUCGGCUAGGCCCGGUAAAUCCGUACCGCCGGUCGGCCUCUUAACGAAAACCGCGCGAACUUUCGUCCAAGAUGGUGCGAGCACCGAGUUCGCCACCCAGGUACUCGGCACCACGUUGGAUAACGGCCGGUUGUACGCCAGAAUCCUAGCAACGUCUAGUAGAGUGUUCUACGACAAGGAGUCCAGCCCGAAUUCAGCCACCCCUUACGUGGUCUAUCCGUCGAGAACGCCCAACGACGAUUGGCAGUUGAAAGUCGCGUUGGAUAACGGGCCUAUAAAAGAGCUGAAGGAUAUCGGGCAAGAAUCGAGCCAGGAGAAAGACUCCAACGAGAGCGAGAAAUCCACGACGAGAUUCGACGAACUGUCCAAAGAGAACGACAUAUUUAGUAGGAGGGAAACGGGCGCGGAUUCGCAGAGGUUUAAACCAGCCAAAGUGAGGACGGCAGAAAAUUUGCCUACUUAUACCGUCAAACAUGAGUACGUCACGAGUACUUUCGAUAAUCCGGACGAAGAACAGCCGAAGAAUUUCAGGCCCAGAUUACCUAAGAUAUUCAAACCUCAAGCAAAAACAGCGACGCAGAAGAAAUUAGAUAUCAAGCCAUUGGCUACGGUGACGUACCACGGCUUCGCCGAGUUCACUACUACUGUUGGUGAAACGGUGAUCGUUUUCUCGCCGAGCACCUCUCCGGCGCCUGUCGGACGCCCAGCGACGACUAUUAAAGGCGACGCGACGCUCAGACCCGACGAAGGGAUCGCCGUGGUUAAAAUCAGGCCUACCAGCGUGGUCGCGGGUCAAGAGAAGACGAUCCAGCAUCCCCGGAAAUCAGAUCCUCGCAGCGAGACGGGAGAUCCUCUGUUGGACGCUAUUAACAGGGCGAAUAUUCAACCGAGCGUUACAGAGGAUUUCGAAGUCGAUGCUUCGACCACGUCUACAGAGCCUCUUUUGUUAGUCCCUGACCUCGAAACCGGAUCGUUGAAACCCACGGGACUCUUGAAAGUCCUCGACUCGACUACAUCUCUCGACGGCACCACUACUCAUUACAAGAGUUUAAUCUACGGCACUUAUAUCGGCACGAAUUAUGCCCAGAUCAUUCACACCUCUUCCAACGUUUAUUUCUUCCCCGACGAAGCUACGGCGAGUUACGAUACCGAAGACACCACCGUCGAUUAUGGAAGCACCGUUACAGAGGAAUCUGAGACCGAGCAGGAUACUACAGUUGAAAUGACGACGGGUACCACGCCGAGGAUAAUCGUUUCCAGUGAAGAAGCUCCUCCAGAGACAAACGAAUUGAUGACUCCGUUGAAGGGUACGACUGACAGCGUCUUAACGACGUUAAAGGACAUUUUAGAGAGCGCCAGGAGAGUCCUCGGUACGACAGAGUCAGCUGCUCCUUCGUUGGACGAUGAAAUUCCGAAUGACAUCGUGCCUGGUGAUCAUCAAGGUCGAAGUAUUAAGGGAAGUGGUUCUAAGAACGAAUUAGGGCAUCGGGCUCAAAAGGGACAGGAGGAGAAAGUGACUCUAGCUACCAGGUUACUUCCUUCCACGGUGUUCAAAACGUUCACGUACUUCACUACUUUCUUCAUACCUGACGGAGAACAAACCACAACCUCUGUAAAAUCCAGGGAAGUCGUCUCGUCGGAAGUUACUUAUUUAACGGAAUUGAUCCUUCCGAGUGAGACUUCGUCCUCGAUUGCACCUACUGCUUUGACCGGGUCCACGACGGGAACUCCCAGUUUGAUAACGGAGGAGGAACAGACUACUAAACAGGACGAGGAAAUAGAAUUGAUCUUCAAAACUCUGUACACGACGUACACGUAUUUGACUACGUUCUUCCAAGAGAGCACCUCCAGCAUUUCGAGUCGAGAAGUCGUCGAGACGAACGUAAUCACUCAGACCGUCGGACCUAACGGAGUAUCCGCGGUGGUCGCGGGAUUGUUCGAGACAGACGAGGCAACGAUAUCUCCUACGAGAAUUUUAGACAGCGUUUCGCCUUCUGUUACACCGGCGAAAACUGAAGAGGGGACUGAAAAUUAUCCGACGACCGUGGAACAGACUACAGAGGAUACACUCACGACUUUGGAAGAACAGGACAUGACCACUGAUCAGAAUAUUCCUACGGAGGCGGGAAUUAAGGAGUUCGAGGAGAAGCAGACGACACCUGAGAUCGAGCCGAGUCCCACGCCAACUGUAGCCACCCAACAGGUGAAGGAGCAGAUCAAGACGUAUUACACGACGUAUACUUAUUUCACGACUAUCUUCGUCGAAGACGAGACGGAGAUCGAAACGCGGACCGAAGUGUUCACCAACGUCGUCACCGAAACUAUACAACCGACCGCUGUGAUUCCAGUUGUACAGGAAACUCAGAAACCAACCACGCCAAAGAGUGAAACUGACAAGCCAGCUGUACCUCCAGAGAUCCUAGCGUACUUGGAAGCAAUUCAGAGACAGAAAUCUCAAGAAGAAGCGAUUCUUUUAGCAAAGAAAGUACAGCAACAUUCGUCUAAUGAAAACGAGGAGACAGAAUCUACGACGGAGCAACCGAGCACUAUGGCUGAUCAGCCGACUACUCAAAACGUGUUUCGCGGUUUCGAAGUGAACGCUCAAGUGACUCCGAAUCCUCCGGUCGAGGGCGAAGUUCUGGGAUCGAUGGUCACCGACGUGGUGUCCUCUUCCAGUUCCGGGGGCGGCACGGUAUUAGACGUGAUGGACAAACGGAACGCCGUACCGGAAGACCAGGAAUUGUCUGAAUCCAAUCAUCACGACGUCGAACCAGCGCCGACUCUUCUGCUUCAGACUAGUUACACCACUUUUACAUAUUUCACGACGAUGUACAAGGGCGACGAGUCGAAUGUGGCCAGCCGUUUGGAAACGGUUACCAACGUCGUGACGGAAACGAUUCGACCAACAGCCGUCGUGGUCCUACCGGAAACGAGUACACUACCAGUGACCUAUUUCACUACCUUUACAUAUUGGACGACUUUUUACAAGGGUGGAGAUACCGUCACUACCAGUCGAGAGGAAACGGUCAGCAAUAUUGUGACACCGGGAGUGACGCCCACGCCUACUGUAGAGCUAGGCGUGAUCAUGACAUACAGACCGACGGUUUCAGAAGGAGAGGAGAAUUUCAAUAGCGAUAAACAGUCCAAGAUCAUUGCUGAUAACGAAGUAACGCCUUCGGAUGUAGUUCCACUGGAGAAUUCGAAGAAAACUGAGCAACUGGAUAUUAUCCCGAGUUCCAAGGAAAUUACUACGGCGCCUACGGAGUCGACUACUGUUCUGCCGGAGCCUACCACAUAUUAUACUACUUACACUUACUUCACGACGUCCUACGUUGGCAACGAGACGAUUUUAAACAGCAGAUUAGAAACAGUCACCAGUGUCUCCGUUCCCGACAUCCUCGCGACUCGCCAAUUGGCGACUGGACGAGCGAUAGACGGCCCAGUCUUCAAACAAGCUUUGGCAACUGAGGAUAAACCAGUGACGCCGUCGAAAACUAGCGAAAUCCCUAAAAUUGGUCUAAUCUCGACGAUAAGAUCCAGCAAAGUUAACGACGGCACCACUACUCAUUACAUGACCGACGUUCACGGAACUUACAUCGACGGAUUGUACGCUCAGGUCGUGGAGAGUUCGACUAGACUCGAAACGCCGACGCUCCCGUCGUCCGUCGCCACCCCGGUGUUACCAACAGGAGUCCUGUCGAUGAACAAAGGCAGCGUCAUAGACGCGGACGAAGUCACGACUAUCUAUUUCACUACUAAACAGAUCGGAACACUGUUCGACGGCCUGUACGCAAAAGUUAUCGAGAGUACCUCGAGCACUAAGAUCGACGAAGAGAGGAAAUCGACGAUACCACCAAUUCAUGGUCACAGGACUGGCCUGGUGAGGCUGAUCCAAGGUCAGAUAGAGAAUAACGGCACGACGACGUUCUACCAGUCGAAAGUGAUCGGUACGAACAUCGAAGGUAGAUAUGCUCAGAUCAUAGAGAGCACCUCCAGCUUCCUGUCUUCAACUCCUACGAUCGGUAUCGCUCCUACGUCGACUCUGCCGCCCACGAAGCCGACUGAAAUCCCAGAAAUCUCGCCUUCGCCAGCGGUGAUACAAUCCUCGUUGUCAGAGGAUCCUACGACGGAAUCCCCCGAUCAGGAGGAGGAUUCGGAACAGAACGAAGAGAGCGACGAGGAGGAUGAAGAAGAAGAAGAUGGACAGAUUUCUAAAAAGAAAUCCAGAUUAACGUUCUCUACCAGGAAGAGGACCUUCACUCCAGUGAUCAGGCCGUUCGCUUCGCGGAACAGACCUACGUUCAAUCCGAAACGAAAGGGUGCGCAGGGUGCGACGACUAUUACGAGGACGGACAUAACUCCAACGAUAACGGCAACUUUGGCAGGGAAGGGCAACAGGUUCGCAUCUUCGAGGGGUCGCAUCAGCUCGCCGAUAGGUCCUUACUCCUCGACGUUGUCCCCGUCAGGUUCUAGGAGAUUCUCCGGGAGAAGAGGAUCGCCGAAUACGGCUAGUUCGUCGUCGUCGACGGUGACGGGAAGCACCCGAGGCAGAGCUCAGCCUAGAGUAACACCGUCGUCGGUGUUCCAAGGAAACAGGCGCGGGCCAACGUCGAUUCGAGGCUCCUCCGCGAGAAUCGCGUCCCGUGCGUCAAGUUCCGUUUAUCUCGGAGCAACGACUAGAUACAGGCCACCGAUCAGACCGUCGUCCACUUUGCCGAAGAGUCAGGCGACGGCCAAGCACGACGAUCAGGAGAAUGAUGCUAAUGAAUUUACCACGACCACUUUAGUAACGGAGGAAACGCCUUAUACGGAGGAUGCGGACGGCGGGGAGACGGUGACGACGCCUCUGCAGACGACGACCGAGUCCUCGAGGAGAUCUACGAAUCCAUUGUUAAGAUUCCGUAGGCCGAUAAACUUGAAUAAUUCUGGAAGGACUGGAACGACUCCGAGGCCACCGACGACUUCUAGGAGGAACGCAAAUCUGAAUAGAUCGACGCCGUCCACUGUUCCCAGAUCUACCAGUGUAAGAACCACUGCCAGAACGAAUACACCGAUAUCGUCUAGGUCAAGGCAGGCUGGCGCGGGAUUGUUCCCACCCAGAGGAUUAUUCGGUAAGAAGCAGGAAACGACGACCGAGGAACAGAUAGAAGCAAAGGAAAAUCUGGAAGGGGAAGGUGAGGAGCAUUUAGAAGACGAAGCAGUAGAUGAGAUAGCAGAUAACGAUUACGAAGGCUCCGAGCAUGAAGAUAGAACGACGAAUCGUCGUUCGGGUAAAUCUAUCAAAUCACCAGUACAGAUUAGGCCGUUCAGUAGGUCGAGAAGAACGCGUAGACAGGCGAGUCAGUUGAGAUCGUUGACCAAUCGAUUCCGUCGUCCCGGUCAGGGUUCAUCCAAAGCCGAGGACAAGUCCGACGCGCCUGAGGAAGUCGCUAGCAAAGAGGAAACUUUGAAAAGUAAUUCCAAACCCAUCGCUCGGUACAACAACCGUGCACGAUCGUUGCCGUCGACUCGACCGCCGACGAAGUCUAACAAUCCCGAGAAGACGUCGGCGGAGUCGACGGACGUAGGGCAGAACAAAGUUCGGAACAGGAAACAGAGUAGCAACGAAGACAGGAGUUCUUCUCCUCCUAGGAUAAAACCAACGCCGACUUCCAAUAAUGGUAGACAGUUCACUCUGAGAGAGAAAGACGGGAGCUCUUCCAGUAGAUCUAACUACAAGAGGCCAAGUUCGACGACGUCUAGGUCUAACGGUCGAUCCACGAGCAAUUCGGAACGCGUGCGACCAUUGCGACUUCGAUCUGGAUCGAACAAAUCUACGGAAUCGACGAGCUCGAGACGCGUGCCUCCGUCUCGGUCUUCUUCGAGGACUUCCAGUAGGAACGGCAGUAGGAGAACCUCCAGUAGAACCAGAGGUUCUUUAGGCGACAUUAGAGAAGCACCGACCAUCCAUCCAGAUUUCGAUGGAACGAUUACGGUGACGCAUUACGUGCCUACGGAGGUGACGAUCCCUGUAGUAAACAACGGCGUGACGGAGCACCGGAAUAUUGUAACCGCCCAAGCGAGUACCGAGGUUCUAAGCCCGUCCCAAUACAGUACGGUAACAGGCGGCGACGGCAGGCCGUUGGUAGUAAUCGUUAGCGAGGUGACUGGCACCAAUGCUCAAGGUCAGACCGAGGUAACCCGAUUCCUCCUCCACGAGACGCCCACCACCCGAGUCUCGCAUACGUUAACAACCCUCGGCGGUCGUAGAGCGUCCCAAUCCGUGAUCGUACCGACCACUGUCUACUCCGUAGAGAACGUAGUCUCGACGAUACAACCGAGUUUGGCAGGAAACGCGCCCCUCGCUAACAUCCUCCUCUCGCAGCUGCUCCUCGGUCAGUUAGGUCAGGCAAAUCCCUUACUACAAUCGCAGGGCACCCCUUCGACGCAGUACAACACGCGUACGACGUCGUACGUGACUACGAUCACCAAACAGCAGAGUACCGUGAUCCCGUUGACGUUCCGGGGUAAAGAGAUACUGACUACUUUAGUGGAUACGUCGACGAAUGUUGUCACAGCCACGGAGUUCAUUACAGACACGGUCGUGGUCACGCCGACGGCAGCGUUGCCCGCGGCGAACUUGAACUCCUUACUGCUGUUGCUUCAGCAACCACCGAAGAACGGGAACCCGUUGCUGGACCCGUUGUUCGCUGCUCCCCCGUUCACUCAGAGUAACACCCUGCCUGGCGAAGUAGAGACGAGGCAUCAGCCGGCUGAUUCGGAUUACAGACGCGAUGGUUACGAGUACGAGGAACAGGACGACGUUCAGGAGUACAAGAAGCCGUCGAAGUCGAAAAAUAAAUCGAACAACGAGAAGAGGGAAGAGAAUUCGGCGAAGGAGGAGUCGAGCGUGGUCACGUUGUACGUGUCCGGCCGGAGGCCAGGGGAGUUCAGCACUGUUUUGAGUACAGUGAAGGUCGGCGACGUGGCCGCCUCGUCAAGGCGGCGAAGGGACGCGCGAGGGGAGGAUCAGGUGGAGGUGCAACCGUCGAUCCCGGCGUCGCUGCACGCGGGACCGGGGGAGGUCACGAUUCUUACCGGAAGCGAGGACUCGACGGACGCGCACGCGCCGACACAGAGUCUCGAGAGCGUAGUGGAGAACCUGGUCGCCUUUUCAGAUGACUACUACUACCCCGACGACCUAUACCGACUGACGACCAGCGACCCCGUCGCUAGACAACGCGCGACCGACGCAGAGAACGUCGCCAGGCGUCUAGCCGAAAUCGACGACGACUACGUCGAGGAUACGCCUAGGAAACGCGUUAGAAUCCGCGUGCCCGUUGUCAGAAAGAAUGGGAGACAGCAUAAGCUGACGGUGGUCAGACGCAGACCGAUUUCAUCCAGAACCGAGGAGCCAUUGACCGCAACCAGUCAUACGCCCAGGAGAAUCGUCGUGACGCGAGUCAGACCACUCGGUCUGGCUAAUACCAUUCACCCUGACUCGGAAUUAGACACCGUGAAACCUGAAGUACAAGGUAGACACAAAGUGACUAUCACUAGACGUAGGAAGAUAGAAUCGACUCCUACAUCUAGCGAGAAGAGGGCGAGAAUCACUAGGAAGAAGUUGAUCGCUGUUAGACCGGUGCAACCGACACCCAGUUUCGCCAUCAUCACCACAGGCUUCUUUACCGCACCAGCUAACGAUGAAUAUUCCGAAGAAGUGGAAGACGAAACGCCGAGCAGAGAGGAAAUCAGCUCGACGGUCACGCCGGAAUUGAAUGAACCACCGAAUGUGAUCGACAGCAAGCCUGAUGAGAACGAGAGCAUCAUGGAGGAGACUGGAUCGAAGGUGAUAGAGGAGAGCACUGCGAGCACUCCUGUCAUUAUUACCGACAACUUCUUCUUCCCGCCGAGCAACGAUGAAUAUGAAUACGAAGACGAUUACGUGGAAACGACGACCAUGAAAGAAAUCCCUAAAACAGAAGACGUUUCUGACGCUUCGAACACGUCUGCAGCUCCUGAAAAGGAGGAAACGACGGUGGAACAGCAGAACGAUUUGCAGACAACGACGGAGACUGUUGCUGAACAUCAGGCGACGACGGAGUCCGUUGCUGAACAUCCGGCAACAACGGAGUCUGUUGCUGAACAUCAGGCGACGACGGAGUCUGUGGUUGAACAUCUGACGACAGAAUCGGUUGCUGAACAUCAAGCAACGACGGAAGCAGUUAUUGAACAUCAGACGACGACAGAAUCAGAAGAUAAAUCUGAAGAGAUUCUUACAACCGUGAAGCCAAAGGACGAAGCAGUUCCUACCACGACUCAAGAAUUCUCUGAAGAAGAAGAAGAAGACACUUUAACGACGAAACCUCCUGAGAAAAAAGAAGAAGAAUCAUUUGAAGAAGAAGAAGAAGAAAAGGAAGCAGAAGAAGAAGGAGAAGACGAGAAACAUGUAACGACAAUCCAAUUUAUGCAAACUACCGAGUCGGUCGAUAAAACAACGUCAACUAGCACUGAAGAGAAGAUAGAGACAACAACUCAUUUUGAUACAGCAACGACAAAUUCGGAAAAAGAAAACGAAUACCCCGUAUCGUCUACUGAACCUGAAAUUGAGGACACGACAAUUAGAAAUGAGGAUGAAGAACACUACCAUCCUACCAUCACUUCAACUGAAGAUUCCCUUGAAAAAACUGAAACUGAGGAAUUAUCACCAGAAAAGAGUGAAGAUAUUCAACCUCAAAUAGACAUCGAAACUCAAACGACGAAAGUAGAAACAGAAUCGUCGCGCAUAGAAGACACUGAGACGACGUUAAGCACGAAAUUAGAAACCGGAAGAUCCUUCCCAGACAUCGUAAGCUCCACAACUCUGAAAGAAACCUCGACAACAAUACUUAAAUCCGAAGAGAAGGAAGAUAUACAAACGGUGCAACCGAUACAAUCGGUUACCGAGUCCAGUUCACCUUCUGUCGAAUUAUCUCCCAGUUUCGCGAGCGUCCUGCCUCUGGAUACGUCCCAAGACACCAUUACUCCGAGCUACCUCGACGAAUCCGAGAUCCCCAGCGUGAUUCCUCUGGGAGUCGAUUACACGCCGUCGCCUGGCACUUCGGCGACAUUGACGACGUCAAUCACGUCGCCGACGCCCGAGGAAAUCGAGGCAGGGCUGGCCGACGAUCUCUACCUGUCCUUGUCCAGACCCGACUUCCCCGAGAUUCUCCCAUCGAAACCCGUGAAUCACGACGAUACCGUCGGAUCCGACGACACGACUUACUUAGAACCGAGCACGAGCGUUUACUAUACUGAGACGGUGGUCACGUCGACGCGACUUAGGACGUACACGUACGUGGUGACGCAACUGAACGGACUGGAGACGAAAGUUAGCUCGUCGACGACCGUGCGACCGAGAGUGACGACGCUCACGUUGACGGUGCCCGUCACCGUCACCGUGACUCCUACCGUGGAGUCGUCGCCGCACUACUCCGUUUCGUCUGUGUAUAGCCCGGUGCCCGCUGCUGGCGAGCACGAUGGGGUGAAGGACGAGGAGGGUCGAAGGUUAAAUCUGGCCACCCGGGUGAUGUCGAAUGGAGUCGAGGUGAUCGUCGCCGGUCCGACGCCGGCGCUACGUUGGGAGAACUCGGCGCCUCAGCCCACGCUGACGCUGUCCGACGCGGUUGUCAUGAUGCUCCCGCAAGAUAAGCCGAAUGAAUUUGUCACGAAGACGUGCACGACCACUUUCACGUACCUCGCUACUAUCACCAAGGACGGUACUACUACCGUGUCCACCGAACAGCAAGUGAUAGCUAACACGGCGACUGAGGAACGGCACAGGAAGCCAGGAUCGGAGACAGCCGCUGUAACAUUGGAAGCUUCGCCGACGUUGCGCACAGAGGUAUUCAAGACGACGUACACUUACCUGGCGUUGAACACCGAUCACUCAGAUGUGAACGACGCCCUCGAAAGCAGCACGAAAGUUAUUACGAACACGGUCACUGCGCCGCAGCAUUAUCUCGAUAUGAUUUUGGAACCGUCGGAGGCGCCGCGACCGGAAACGAAUACUUAUCUCAGUACCAGGUUGUUGGAGAAAACGUUCAUGGAGGACGGUCGCACCAGAAUUGAAACCACCAGUGACACCGUCACCCAGCUCAUAGUGACAGAGUCAGCACCUCCUCCACGACCGACCAGCGUCACCACCACUUUGACAGCGUUAGACAGUACAGAGGAAAGCAUGACGGACGUCAUGAAGACGUACUACAUCACUUACACUUAUUACAACACCUUUUUGGAAAAGGGUAGUACCGUGGUUCGGACGAACGUCGCGACGUCGACGGACGUUGUUCUGGAGAAAGUCCCCGUGAAGAAAACGACCAUGAAAACAGCUUUGGUCAGUCCAACCCCGGAACCUAUACAAAUCUUCGCUACCAAAACGUAUCUGACUACGUUCACUUACUUCACUACGUUGCUACAGGCGGGACCAGACGGUGAAACUUCCACUACUGUCUCCUCGAGGUCUCACAUCGUGGAGAACGUGGUCACAGAAUCGAUAGCACCGAGUUUAUUGGAUGCUGGGUACAUGAACGCUUUAUUGACAACGGCACACCAUUCUGAUUCGGUUAAAAACGUGGUAACGGGAUCGACGAUCAUCUUCUUCGAUGAAGAGGACCAAAUCGAUCCUACAACGAGCACCAGCUACCAAGAAGCGAGUUCAACGGUGGAAAUUCAAAAAGACGAGACGAUUUCAGCGAGUUUGGUAUCCACCGAGGCAUCCUCCGUCGCUAACGAGCAGAAUUUGAAACCUUCUGAACAGAUCCCUCAGGAAAACAACGUGACAGUUUCUAACUCCGACUCUGUCCAGAAUAAGAAACCAACUAAUCAAAACACGAGCGAUUUACAAAUGAGCAAUCUUCUCAGUUUGGGAUCAUUGGGUAUCAAUAGUUUGUCGGCUUUAGGCCCGGUGAUUACGGCGAUGGCUGGUCUGCUGCAGGGAAAAACAUCGGCAACUCGUAGGAAUGACACGGUUUCGCAGGCGGAGGUUCAAGAAGCGACCACGCAAAGAUCGCCAAUUUAUAUUCCCGUGGCUGAGUUCGCUGACGGAGACAUCGAGACUGCCGAAAGUCAAAACAUAGGUACACAUUUGGUAAACGUGAACCACAAUUACAUCGCCGAGACUCGUCACAAAGUAGCGUCCAGCUUGGCAGAUGGGAUUCCGAUCUCCCCAGGGGAAGUGAUCACAGCGAACAGCGACGUGAUCAUAGGAAAACCAGGGAAAAUGGGGCCAAGACCGCCUCAGACGUUCCUGGAAGACGAAGAACACAUCGGGAUGAAGCCACCGCCGUUACCAGUUCCCAACAUCCCGGUUCACCCAGUUUUAGAGGUGUUGGAGAACGACAGAGAGGACAGUCAGGCUCAACAGACGUCUCAGAGUCAACGUAUAAGCCCGCAGAUACAAAUAUAUCCCGCGCAUCAGAUUUACGAGGAGCAUUUAAAGAUACCAGUGUCCAUGCCGGUCGAGACGAAUCCCACGUUGAUACCCAAACAGCCUCAGAAGUUGCUUCCCGUUUCGGUUCAAUCGUCACCACCUAAGAGGAUGGGCUCGAAACAAGAUGUGUUGGAAAAUGAUCCUCUGUUGAAGCCUCCUAACAGACCGAACGUGGAGCAGUAUGCGAAUCCAAAUUCGAAUCUGAAGGAACCGGAAUGGAGUCCUGAAAAACCGAGGAGGCCUUGGAGCGCCAAGGAUCCUUCGAGGAUUCCGCAAUUUGAUCACAAACCCGAGGCAGAAAGGCCAAUAGGAAAACCAUGGUCAUCCGACGACCAGAUAUGGCCCCCAUGGUCGCUUAAAAAUCCUCUUCUUCCGGAUUCGCACACAGUUAUCCAAUCUUCAGAGCCGAAACCUGCAUCAGGUGAACCCAUAGUUCACCAAGUGCCGCACGUGAUCGACAGAUCGACGGGGCAGCCUUUACUGGUCAACAUCCAGCCUAGUCAAGUAGCCAACGUAGUGAUUCCUCAGGGUGGGACUCAAGCGCUGAUAUUCGGAGACACGAGCGAGCCGCACAUCAGUGGCCAGUAUUUCGACGAUCCAUUACCGUACCCUGAGUCAGAAGUUGGUCUAGGAUUUGUUGGAAUUCAAAGGGUGGAAGAUCUACCACAGUAUUCCAACGGUAAGGACCCUGCGGAUUACAUGGUUCCCCCAUCGCCGCCUCUGAACUUCAAAAUUCCUGAAAAGCACUCUCCCAAUCAUCCAGCGACGAUUCCCCUGACACCGAAUCGUUUCGAGUACGAGAAGCCGCAGGACAAGUUGAACCGACCCGAGAAGAAGCCUUCAGACGUACACGUGAUCAAGCAUCCCGACAACUCUGGUGUCUUGGGUGGUCAGGGGCACGUGCACACGGAGAUUCUGGUGCAUCACAGGCCGGAAACCGUGAAUGUCCGUCCUCAAAUGCAUCCUCACGUACAUUCCACGAAUCAUUUGCCACCGCGGGGACAAUACUCGAAGAUUCCUAAACCAGGGGAGUCCGUCUCUCCGCCAAGGAGAACAGAAUUGUCAAAUCCGUCCGACAAUUCGCACAGAUACAUUCUUUUGGCUAAACCAGACUCGGGGAAUGAAAUUGUUUUAAACACGAAUUGGAAAGACAAGAAACCACCGAGGCUCCUGAUCAAUAACAGACUGAGGCCUCGCCCGCCGUUGAGAUCGACUACUAGCCGUCCUUUGGACAGACCGAUGUACGUGGAGAGGCCGAAUAUCAGGAAACCUAUGUUCAAUGGGCCUCAGAGGCCCCCGGCGAAGACGCAAAAUACGAACACGUUCGUGCUCCCUCAUCGACCGGUCGCCAAUCCUCAAAUCCAUCACGAACCGCCGAGAACAAUCAGCUCGACGCCUGGAGAUAAGUACGUGACUGAUAGGCAACCAUCUUUCGGCUCCCAUUCUCAGGUGGACCAUCGGGACAGACCAGCUCAGACGCAUCACGAAAAGAGACCAGGAAACCAAAUGAAGCCCCAGGCUGAGAGGACAGAGGAGCAUCUGCCGACUGGUGCAGUGGGAUAUCACAAUCCUUCAAAUCCAAAAAUAAAACAAGAAAAGCCGAACGAUUCUCAAAUACAAAAUGCGGACCAUUCGACUGAUCAAGAACAGCCAGAAAUUUGGCAGAGCAACACUCAAACGGAAAAGACAUUUGACUCUGAAACCGCGUCCUCCGAAUCGGUGAAUUAUCACGAUCAGAUUAAGGAAUCUGAGGAUAGGGACAAAUCAACGGACGAGACGUCCACUCAUAAUCGUGGUAACAGUACGUCGUUUAAGAAUCCUGAUAACACGGUGAUGGGGAAACCAAUUGGAAGCAUGGACCAUCGACACGAGGAGAAAGAGAAGCCUGUCUGGAUAAGUGCUGGAGCUCCGUUUAGCCAUAAAAACGAGGACACGUCCCCUCAAACGCAUUACUACGACGUUAAGACUCACGAGCUUCCAAUUGUCCAAGGGAAACCAUUUGGCGUGUACACUGGUCACGAGAAUACUAAUUACGGUUACAAAUGGAUGGAAACUAAACCCGAGUACGACAUAGUGCAAGGUGUGCCGACCAGUUAUUACGGAAACAAAUCUCCUGUUGGUUUCAAGAACCAGCAGAGUGAACAGACAACGCCUAGGACCCGCGACGACACCAUUGACUUGAAACCACCUGCGAUCAUUCCUCAAUUUGUUCCAGAAUCGGACAAGCAUAACAGACCAUAUCCGAGGGUUCCUACUGUAAAUAAGAUUGAAACGAGACCUGUGUUACAUUCCAGACCGGAUGGCCAAUUCUUGGAGACGCAGUCUAGUCAGGAUAAAUCUGGUACCGUAGAACCGUUCGCAAAUAGCAGUUUAACAUAUUCGGACAAGAAUCAGAGUCACUUGCAAUUAGGAGGAUUCGUCGAUCUAAACUGGGAUAGUGGAAGGAUUUCUAAUAAAAGCGAAGUUACGAGGAAUAAUUCUAUGCAUCAGCAAUACUCUCAGACUGGUGAAACCGUGAAACUGGGAUCGGCGACAAGAAUUCAUCCGGAAUAUCCUCAUAUAAUUACCAAGCCGAAGCCUCAAGUGCCUGAACCGAUCACCAUUUCAACGAACAAGAAACCAGAUUCCCGGCCCAAUAUAAGAUUCUCCAUGCCUGUGGAGGCUAUAGGCGAAGAAACUGAUAGUAAGACGCAGACCGAGCGUCCGCCGAGCAUGCUGAUCACUAACGAUAAGAAAACUGACGAGAAGACGGACUCUACUUAUCAGACAAGCUUCGCUCCAUCGGAAGUUAACAAGGGGAACGAAGGGAACAUGAGAAUAAGACCCGUUGAUACUUCUAACGAUAUGUUAAAUAAUAUGGAAGGAAUGAGUGUGCCUUCUAGAGACAUGAUGCCUCCACCUUUGAGGCCAGUCGUCGGAUCGAAUCAGUCGAACAAAAAUGAGGAAGAAGAUUUAAAGCCUCCGCCGAUACCUUCGAGGGACGUCGUAGGUUUAUCGCCCCCACCAGUUGAUAUCACCACGACCGAUGGUCCUAUGGAAGAUAGAUUUUCGUUUACGACUGACAACGAAUCUGGCUUGAAGCCACCGCCUAAGUAUAUUCCUUUGAAGGAAUCUUCUGCUGCGCCUUUGCCGAGCGUUACUAUGGUGCCUCCUAGCCCGAGACCUUCCGUUACCAGGCCUUUCAUCGUAGAAUUACUCUCUCAAGACAUGGUACCUCCACCGCCGGUGACGCAAACGACUAGGCCACUAGAAAUAGCCACGGUGAGGCCAGCGGUGGCGGUGUCUGGCUCGAUUCAAAUCGCGACGGCUGUCGCAACGUCUCACAUACCUGUCGUACACGAUAUCGAGUCGAAGAUACCGAUCAUACACGGUACCGUCGAUCUCCCGGUGGUUGUGGACGUGCCCGAGAUUCUCAGACCGGUUGAAACGAGAAUGACGGAGCAUGUUAGCAUUUAUACCGUGCGACCCUUCGACACCAGGCCCGUUUCCAGAGUUUCGAUACAGCCGACCCCGACGCAUUCGACGAAUCUAGUGGUCCCGACGAAGCUCAGACCACUACAAGUGGACCACAUCCAGCCCAGCAGGUCUUCGUCGACUCGAGACGUGGAACCGACCCGGUCUCACAAUUUCGAUAUCUCUCGCAACCCGGUUAAACGUCCGGAGCAACCGGUAUUCCUGGAAUCCAGCCACGACAACGUUCCGCCAUCGAGCAAAGUGGAACCUACGGAGAGUUUGACUCGCGUGGAGACCACGAGUCAGGCGAAGAAAGAACCGCGGCCGACGAUGACGAAGAACGACGCCUCGAAGGUGGUGGUCGUCCCGUCGGCCACGGGAUACAAACGGAAGAACGAGACGAGCGAGUCGAGGGAACCGAGCGUGGUGACCAGGGUUGACAGCUCGGUAACGAAGGUAACGAGCACUUUGUCGGAGGACAUCGACAGGAGGAACGAGCCGGUGAUCAAGAUGACGAAGGACGUUAACAGCGCGACGCGCGCUGUCAAUGGGACCACGACAAUGCGCAUGAAGCCCAAAGAGGUGGUACGAUUCCAAACGUCGACGGUGACCAGGACGGAAACGUCGGUGCUCGGUACUCCGCCCACGACGCGAACUUUGCUCCUCACCCACACCUUGACGUCGACUACCGUGGAAACGGUGACGGAAACGUUGCUGCGUCCGACCAGCGUGAUUUCCACGAUCACGUCGACGAUUCUCCAAUCGGUGGUGUCUCGGGUGCCGUCGUCUUACGAAAACGCAGUUGAUAAUGACUCGAUAUUCGUGGUGAUAAGCGAUCAGAAACCGCCGGCACCUGGUGCCGAAGAGGUGGAAGCUGAGUAUGGCGAUGAAAUAUCGCGAGAUGAACAAGAUCCAACUGGAAACGAGAUUCACAGGGUUCUGGCUGGUGGAGUCCUCGGAGCACCCGUUGUAUCUCUUCAACCUGUUACCAAUCAAUGCACACCUGAAUGCAGAGCAUCCAAAGCUGAGAUAUGCGCCGAGGCCGGUGGUGAAAUGAGAUGCGUCUGUCGCCCAGGCUUCGCGAGGAUGUUCCCUGACAGACCUUGCAAACCUACUUACACGUACACGUUAAGAGUCGGCUUGGACCGUAUUGGACACGAACGAGUGAUUUACGAGCCAGGCCUGAACGAUUCAACGUCAACGGCGUUCAGAAGGCUGACGGGACCUACCAAGGACGCCCUGGACCGAACUCUGAUGCAGAGCGAUCUCAGGGAUAUCUACAGAGGGUUGAAUAUCGCCGGUUUCUCGUCCGAUCCGACUAAAGUCGAAUUCCACGUUCAGCUCAGCGAGAAUACGAACGAAACCAGAUUAAAAGAGAUCCUUAGGAAGUAUCUAAUCGCCAGCAAUUAUAGUUUGGGAGGCACCGAGGUCCACGCUUCGAAGAAUCUCAACGUGAUCGAUGCAUUCGACUUUGACGAGUGCGCGACGGAAGACGGUGGGCCGCAUCACGAUUGCUCGCCGAACGCAGCCUGUUUCAACCUACGAGGCUCUUAUCAGUGUUCCUGCAAGGAGGGCUGGGCGGACCUAUCCGAAAAUCCUGCUUAUCCCGGUAGACUUUGCUCUCAAGCACCCUUAGGUUGUCCCAGUUGCAACAACAAGGGACACUGCGUGACCAAUACCAAUGGCCAAGAGGUCUGUGAAUGCUUCCCCUGGCACAGUGGUCAGAGGUGUCAAGUUAAUCUCAAAGUGUUGCUGAUAGCUCUGGUUACAACUGGAGCAAUAUUACUCGGGCUUCUGGCAGUGUGCGUGGGCAUGGCGUGUUUCCGUCAACCGGGCCGCAGGCACAGGACCGGCGACAGAAGGGCGAUGAUUCCUGGAACCGGCGGCGACACGAGCAGCGAGGGUAGCGUCACGGAUCUGGCGAUACCUCACCACGUGCCGCACGUUCUGCCGCCACCCCCGCAAAUGAUAGCGCCCUUGCCGCCCACUAAAAGACCCGUCAGGAAAAUCAGUGCGAAACCCAGGCAUCCACCGAGGAAAGCAACGAUGAUACCCGCAUCAGUGCCAGUAAGCGACGAGCAGAGGGAUCGUUCAUUGACGGUAAUGAUACCGCGGGCGAAGUUCCGUUCGGCACCCCAGUCGCCGCAGAAUUACAAAUCCGGGAUGAGCACGUUCUCGACGGAGGAGCACAAGCUGCUCAACUAUCUCGACAGCGGCACGCACAACACCGGAAACAGGAAGCAGAGUAUAUCCAGCGCGAAGGACUGCAAGGAGACCGACAUGCAGAUCGCCAGGACGCAAUCCACGCCGUCCGGUGCCCUCGUCAGCGCCGGCUUUCAGGUGUCGGCAACGGUGACCCGGCCGAUGGACGCCGAUUCCACGUUGGCUCGUUCCUGUGGCGAGACGACGGUCGAGACGGCGACCAAAGUGCUGCGUACCGGCGACCUCCAAGCCGACCAGUGCUCGACGUUGGCGCGUUCCUGCGGCGAAACGACCAUCCAAGCGCCGACGAAAUUGUUGAGGCUGGACUUAGGCGAGGCCGGAUCGACUCUCGCCAGGUCUUGCGGCGAGACAACGAUCCAGCCGCCGACGAAAGUGGCCGAGGCGCGUAGGAACAGCGUUAAGGACGCCAGAGACAACAGGGACACCAGAGACAGCGCUAGCGAGGGGCACACAAUGGCCGAGAGGGAUCUGGGAAGCACGCUGAGACUUCCGGCCCAGCAUCCGCCUCUCUACAGCCCGGACAGGGUGAGUUACCGCGGAAAUAUGAAACUCGUAUAGUCGUCGAAGUGCUUGGGACAAGGGUCGCCAAACCU